Besnoitia besnoiti is the source of this 2343-nucleotide messenger RNA. Its product is annotated as KRUF family protein. The record is from RefSeq and is a predicted model, not a curated record. The coding region runs from base 1 to 2343 and encodes 780 amino acids. The transcript has 5 exons. NCBI's taxonomy places the organism in Eukaryota, Apicomplexa, Conoidasida, Eucoccidiorida, Sarcocystidae.
AUGAUGGUGACCGUGCCGAUGUUGUUGGCGGCGUUGGCUGCCGCCAUCAGCCGCUAUACUGAACAUCCUACGUUGUGUUUCGCGCGUCCUCAGCGGAUCUGGGCCCUUUGGACUUGGGGUCGAUCUCCGUGCACGCUGACACUCCUCUACCUCGGAAUCGAGAGCUCAUUCCGUCUCGCUCUUGCUGCCCACCUGUCGAAGGUGGACCCGAACGACGAUCCUGACGGAGCCGGGGGCACCUCAGACGCAGCCUCGGACCAGGAGUCUCAGUCCCAUUCGCGGCAGGAUUCCAGCACCACUGGCAGCGACGAGGCGGCUUCUCCUGUUCAGGAGCGCACUCCGGCGGGCGAGUCGCAGUCCAGUCUCGAAGCCCAUUCCCCCCAUCAGGAGUCAGCUGAAGCCGCUGGCAGUCAUGAACGGAAACGCGGUAAAUCGUCAACAACAACACAGGCUGCGCCGUGGAAAUUCGCCCGGUCAGUUCGUGUACCUGGCGUUGGAGAGACAACAUACAGCGCUUUGACGACGCAGAGAAUGAGAAUGACCGCUGCGGAAAUUCGAAGAGAAUGGUCGAGGGAGGCCGUAAACGUUGCUGCGUCCAUCGGAUGCCAGUCACUGAAGCGAGGGAAACUUCCUAGUGCUUCAGAACUGGUCGAUAUGGAAAUGCCAAUUCGCAAACGGUUCAGGACGCGUAGUGGGGCGCGCCUAGAAGAAGCUGCGGAGUUGGAAAGGAGAGCCGAAGAGAUAGAGAGGCAGCUUCAGGCAGCCGGGAUACAAGUGCCGGCUCCCCUGGAAGCCAAUGAAGCAGUCGGGGAUAUCCAGGUAGAUUCUGAUGAAAAUGCAGCAGGCCGGCGACCGAGGCACUGCGCGAGUGGGGGCAAAAGGAGAACGCAGACGAGGGCGGCGACCGACCCGCGACGUCGCCCUUCGGAGCCACAGGCCGGCACCUCGUUAGGCACUUCACUGCUGGCUAGCUCCAUCGAGGUGCGCGGCCACGAGGGUGUCACGUACGCGGAGUUGGCCAUUCGACAACUGAGGCGCUCGGCAGCCGCCUUGACACAGUCAUGGGGCGACCGGAACGCCUAUACCGUCAACCACUUUGCUGACCGAUUGCGUCGGGAGAAGCUCAACCCAACCCUCAAACAGCUUCGACGGUGGAAUAAGUCUGCGCUGGCUGCGCAUCGAACCCGCUCAGGUCCGAGGUUGGUUGAGGCACGAGCUUUGCUAGACAAUGCCCAAUUACUGGAGACGCAGAUGAGGGAGGCUGGAGUAUCUUUACCAUCCGAAGUGGAUCGCCCCGUGGGCGGCGCUUCUCAGGAACCAACUUCCAGACAACAUUCGGGGCCGUCAAGCACGUCUGCGGGUCCUGUGCGAACGUUUGCGGAGGUUGCCGCUGCCAAGCUGCGGAGAGAAGCUGCAGAUCUUCGGCUCACCUGGGGGGCUGGAAAAUCUAUGUACACGGCACAGUUUCUUGCUGACCAUAUGGCGCGGUACAACAACCCGAAUCCCGGUGCCAGUCUACUCAAGCAAUGGACGUACCAGGCGGUGAACCGAUACAAUCGGAUGGCAGAUGGGAAGCUCUCACUCGCCGCGGCGCUAGAUGCAGAGGCGGAAGACAUAGAAAAAGAAGUGGCGGCCGUCAUACCGCGCGCACGGGACCCCGAGUCGGAUUCGUCGGACCAGGAAGGCGCUCAAGAUCCCCGUGAAACACCAACUAGCACAGGGCCAUCGUCGUCCCCUACCGCACACUCCGGCGCGGGUCCGAGUGUCACAGCGGCGCUGUCAUCGGUGCCGUCUCUUUGGUUCGCGCCCGCUACUUCCGUGGGCGACUACGUCCGACGCACCGGUUCCGCCCUCUGGACGCCACCGGGCCCCUCUUCUCUGACUCGUCGCGCGGCACCAGCAGGCCAGCAGACGGGCGCAGGACAGGUGGCGACGAGCGCACGCACUGGGGGCACACGACAGGAGCAGACAUCGAGUUCGGGUGACAGCUUGGGUCGAGGCGAACUACCGCGGCCGGCCCCCACAAGCCGAGAACUCCCCCCAACACGCCGCUCAGCUGCACCUGGUUCGCCCCCUGCCAAAAGGGCCCGACUGCUGUCCAGGGGCUCACCAGGCGCUGGCAGCGCCGGGCCCCAUUCGCCUAUCCCCCCGUCUCCUGCGCAGGCGCCACCAAGGUCACCAACAGCAUAUACCCAGACUCAACCUCCAGCUGCGCCUCUGCUCGUCAGCACCGCCCCCCCAUCUGGCGCAGCCGUCGGUCCGUUAGCCACGCGCCUUCCGCCUCAUAUGUUACCGCUGAAGAAGCGGCCCCGCCAUAGUGAUACGGGUGGCGACCGCACAUAG